Xiphophorus hellerii (green swordtail) is the source of this 3654-nucleotide messenger RNA. Its product is annotated as extracellular serine/threonine protein kinase FAM20C-like. The record is from RefSeq and is a predicted model, not a curated record. The transcript is spliced from 11 exons. Lineage: Eukaryota; Metazoa; Chordata; Actinopteri; Cyprinodontiformes; Poeciliidae. Gene Ontology annotation, cellular component: Golgi apparatus. Gene Ontology annotation, molecular function: phosphotransferase activity, alcohol group as acceptor. Bases 1195 to 2844 code for a protein of 549 amino acids. Gene Ontology annotation, biological process: protein phosphorylation; enamel mineralization.
AGAUGUGAAUAAAUUUGAACAAAAUCAUUCUAUCGAAGCUCUUGUUGAUUGUUUAGGGUUGUUUUCCUGUUUGGUUUUAACUGCUGCUGAACUCUGUUUGUUUACUUGUGUCUGUUGAAGAAAUGGACAUCCACAGCAUGACGCUGCCACCACCAUGUGUCUGACCAGAGUAACUUCUAGCAUUCAUUGCUAUUGGUUUGCUAAUUUUCUCUUACAAAUCUCUGAGGUCUUCACAGAACAGUUUUAUUUGUUUUCUGAGGUAAAUUGCAUGGACUGUAUUUAAUAAUUAGACGACUUCUUAAGGCAGUGAGUUGCAAUCAGUUUUAUUAAGGACUGGGGCGUCCAAACUUUUUGUCACGUGGGGAAAGAAAGACAGAAAGACAUCCAGGUUUCCAAAUAGUUUUUGACUCAACUGAGCAAAUGAUAAAAACAGGGUUUGUUUCACUUUCUUUCAAAAUGCUUGCCAUUCUCAUUGUUAAAACGAAAAUGGGUUUUCAGUAAAAGUCUUUGGAUAGUCGUGGUUCAACUCAUUAUCAAAGCUUGGUUAGAAAACCAGGAAUACUUAGUGUUGUACUUAACAUUCUCUAUUCUCUAUUUUAUCCCCGGUGUUUCCCCCCAGAAGACUUGCUAAGACCGGUGCUUGGGACUCUUGGGCAGUCAUGCAGCGGUUCGAUGUGUUUUGGGGUUUAAAAAUGUUUAAAGUUGACAGGAAAUUUGAAAAUAUCACUUGGAAGACUGGAAGAUUAAUACCUAAACUCCAACUAUAAAAUCUUUAAAAAAAAAAAAGGCAAUUGUUUUAAAAAAAACUAAAGAAAAUAAAUAAACAUUACUAAGCCUGGUGGGGACACAAGUAAACCCUGGUGGCCCACCAGUUUUACACUGGGUGAAACCCUGACCCCGAUUUAAAAAUAAAAAGUCUCCAUUUGCAUUAACCACCUAUGCCUGUACCUGGAUGGGCAAAAACUGCAGCUGGCAGCCACAAAAAAUUAAUCUAUGGGGCCACAGAUGGCCCCUGGGCUGAACUUAGACACCCCAGAUUUAGGGUAAUUGGAACAUAAAGUAAUGCUAACACACUUUGAAAAACACCUAUUGUUUUCUUCCCCUCCACAAGUAUCCUAAUGUCUUUGUGUUGUUCUGCCACAUGCAAUCCAAUAAGGGUUUGUAAUUCCGAAAUGUGAGAGUCUAAAGAGGAGGAUGACAUGGUGCAUGUGGCGUCGCUCCAGGACAAUCUGUCUCUCCUUGGCCUUCGUGACCGUUUCCCUCCACCUCCUCCUGGCGCUCGUCACACUUUCCAUCCCUCACCUGCCCUGUGACGCCCCGCUGCCACCUGAGAUGAGCUUCAGGGUUUUGGCGCGCAACGCCAACGCCUCGGCGAGAGACGGAAGGCACGGGGAGCCACCAACAGACGCCAUUCAGGGGGAUUCUUCCAGUCAAGACUGCAGAAGGGGGGGAAAGGUAAACGUUCAAAGGCUUCCUUACAAACGCUUGACAUGGAAAGGAGAUAAACGAGCGACGGGGAACAACACAGAGAGCAAUGCCAACCAAACGGGAGUUUGGGAGUCCGACAUGUUGAAGCUGAAGGCGCUGUUCGACCAUCCGCUCUACAACACGCCCAGGCCGGCUGCUCCCGAGGACGACUGGCUUCUGAAAGUGAAACCAAAGACCAAACCGAGUCAGAGGAGCUCCCAGAUGUGGGAAAGUGACACACAAGACAUAUAUGACAAUGUCCAGUGGAACAGCAGUGUUAGCAGCCAGCCUCCAUGGUUACGCUUUCAUCUGGGCAUCACACGCUGGGAGCUCUACCCACACCGUGACCCCAACAUGGAGCCUUUAGCCCAGCAGCUCGCCACGCAUCGCGUCGUCAGCGCAGUGCAGAAGUCAGGGGGGACGCAGCUGAAGCUGGUGAUGUCGUUUCCCAACUACGGACAAGCUCUGUUCAAGCCCAAGAAACAGGACAGAGACGACGAGACCAACUACAACCUUUACUACUUCUCCGACUUUGAGCGACACAACGCGGAAAUUGCCGCCUUUCAUCUGGACAGGAUCCUGGGCUACCGGAGAGUCCCUCCUGCCGUCGGGAGGCUGGUGGACGUGGUGAAGGAGAUCAAAGAUGUCACAACUGACCGCAAAUUGGCUAAAACCUUCUUUAAUUCCCCCGUGGGCAAUGUGUGCUUCUAUGGCCAGUGUUCCUACUACUGCUCCACGGAGCACGCGGUGUGUGGAACCCCCCAGGACCUGGAGGCCUCGCUGGCCGUGAUGCUGCCAGACCUGUCGCUGGCCAAACGCAGGAGCUGGAGGUCUCCAUGGAGACGCUCCUACAGCCGCAGCAAGCUGGCGCAAUGGGAAACGGAUCCUAAUUACUGCGUGAACGUGAAGAAGACCCCUCCGUAUGACAAAGGCACAAGACUGGUGGACUUCAUAGAUUUGGUCGUGUUGGAUUUCUUGAUGAGUAACCUGGACAGGCAUCAUUAUGAAACCUUCGAGAAGUUUGGCAACAGUACUUUCCUGCUGCAUCUCGACAAUGGGAGGGCAUUUGGGCGUCACUCAAAAGAUGAACCUUCGAUUCUAGCCCCACUACGACAGUGCUGCAGGAUCCGCCGCUCCACUUGGCUGCGCCUCCGUCUCCUGUCUCUGCCUCAGUACCACAUUAGUGACGUCAUGAGGGCGUCGCUGUCGCAGGACCCGCUUCACCAGGUGGCCCCGCUGCUGUCCGAGCCUCACCUCGCCGCUCUGAGUCGACGUUUGAAAACCGUGCUGGAGACUGUAAGUCGUUGCCAAGAGCAACAUAAAGAUGACGCAGGGGCCGAAGAUGUCAUCUACGACGACCUUGCGGAUGUGCAAUAAAAGAAUGCAAUUCCCGCAGUUGCAGUAACAUACAUACAUAAUCCAUAGACAGAACACAAUCAAGUUAAUGUGCCAUGAAAUGCCUUUAUGAUCCGUAUUUGUCACACCUUCUGCUAUAAAGCCACUAUAAUACGGUAGAGCUGGAAGUAUCAGACUAGUUUGUAGAUUGCAAAAUACUGCCACAUACUGAAGUCACACAACACCUCUGAGAUUUGCUCACUCUGUCAGCGGCGCCUCUGUUAUUGUUUGGAAACUCUGACAAGUGCAAUGUGCAAUCUGACAAGUCUGGACCUCCAGCGCCAAUGUGCCAACUCAUCAAACUUUCAUACUGUGGAUAGCACUCUGCUGUCUGCUUCCUCUGUGCACUGAUUGGUUUUUUUAUUAGUACAUUGUGGUUCAGUAUUGAAAAUGCAGCUUUCCUGCACAAAAAGGUGGGAUUUCACCUGUCAGCUGUCCUUUUCUCAACGAGUUAGUAGGUUUGGUUUUUACGUGUCAAAGCUUUGUCUCGUACAUUUUGUGUCGUUAAGAUGAGACUUGUGUUUUAAAAUAAUGAGUAUUUAAACAGGGGCUAAUAUUCCUUCCACGACUCGUACAUUUUCGGUAAAUUUCAUUUAGGUUUUAUCAUGUUAAUUUGUGUGCUGUCCUCAUGGCAUCCUUCAGGAACGAAACCCUAAAUAUUUUUGAUGUUUGCCUGAUGUAUUUUGUCAGUAUUUAUAACCAUUAAAUUUAUUUAGGAUUAUGAUGUUUUCUUGAAGGAAAUUUCUAAUAUGUGUUAAAUAAUUGAAACACAUUAAAAGGGGAAGUCAAGUU